GGGGGGUGCGGAUAGAGGCCGGGAGCCGGCCAUGUCCGAUUACGCGAUCUCGGUGGAGGAGCUCAACGACCUCCUGGCUAACGGCAGCGGCUGCUACAGCCUGCCCAGCGCGCACAGCAACGAGGUGGUGCCGCGCAUCCACGUGGGGAACGCGUUCAUAGCCAAGAACAUUACGAAGCUGCAGCGCCUGGGGAUAACCCAUGUUCUGAAUGCAGCAGAGGGGAAGUCGUUCAUGCAUGUGAACACUAAUGCAGAAUUCUAUGAAGGCACAGGCAUCAGAUACCAUGGCAUUAAAGCUAACGAUACACAAGAAUUUAACCUCAGUCGCUAUUUUGAGGAGGCAGCUGAUUUUAUUGAGAAAGCACUUUCCCAGAAGGAUGGACAAGUGUUUGUGCAUUGCCGUGAGGGCUACAGCCGUUCUCCUACCCUGGUCAUCGCCUACCUCAUGCUUCGCCAGAACAUGGAUGUCAAGUCUGCUUUGAUCACUGUCCGGCAGAAGCGAGAGAUUGGCCCUAAUGAUGGCUUUCUAAGACAGCUUUGCCAGCUAAAUGAGCAAUUAGUGAAGGAGGGCAAACUGAAGCCCUAAAACAGAGCACUCUAGUAUUUUUGGAAGUUUCUCAAAUCACCAGAGGAUGUGUUAAGUGCUUUAGAUUCCCUACCCCCAAGCUAAGCCACAGAAUGUGAGGGAGACAGAAAGCCUGCUCUUACCUAGUGAAAGUACAUUUCUCAAACUGUAGGUCUGUCUUUCAAGAUGGCACCAACUGGUGUCACUUCCUGGAGCUGUUGCAAUAAAGAGGUGUAUGUAGAGGGGCAGCUCCAGUGAUAACAGCUGUUUUCACGAGUAUUUCAGAGCCCCCUUGCAGACUGUGUAACACAUGCUUUGCAUUGACAUUGCAUCGUCUCAUUAAGCUUUGUGUUUUCUCCCACCAGAGCACCAUUUUCUGAGAGCCCCAACACAUCCCUCACUCUUCAUUGAAGUACUGUGUUUUCUAAAGCUUCUUCAUGCACACAGGUGCCUAAAGUUUGAGUGUAGGAGCUUCAGGAAUGGAGAAGCAUAUAUGCAAAUGCACAGGUGCACUCUCUUGUGGAAUGAAGUAUGCAGUGUUGUGUUUAGUGUGGAUAUAUGCAAUACACAGUGUGUGGUAGUAAAGCCAUUUAGCGCCUGAUCUUGAUGCACACUGUAUUUCCAAGACUAUUUGUACCUCUUGCUGUUGUGAUUGACAUGAAAGUCUGAUAAAUGCUUUUCUUAUCUUUGUUUUAAACUCAUACUAGAAAAAAAUGCUGAGUAAAUGUUGAGGAGCAGACUGCAGCAAGGAAGAAAUAAUGUCUGUAUUUAGGAGUGCUUGCACUGGGUGUGUGAAAAAGUCCUAAGUAUCAGAAUAGAAGGGCUCCUGAGGUUUGUACUGAGCUACAGUCUCUCUCCCUCCUUUGCUGUUGCUGUUUAUUAAUGCAGAAUGGAACGAUCACAUAUAUAGAUUCCUUCCAGUAUUGCAGUACAGAUGUGCUUACAGAACAGUUUGUUGGUACACUCUGACUCGUUGGAUUGUUUGCAUGGUUCCAUUAAACAGAAAUGAACAUGGUUACGUACCACGUGGAACAGGAAACAUUUCCUUUUAUUAAAAUAAAUCAUGUCUUGAUGCUGUGUGACGUGGAGAUGAAAUGAGUCAUUGCAAUGAUGGGAAAGGAAGCUUUGUUUACAGUAUGCCUGACUCGGGGUGCAUGUGCCUGUCAGUUAGUGUAGCACUAUUAAUGCAGAGGAUCUCCCACUGCAAACCCAGAAUUGUUGGUUAAACUGACAAAACCGUAAGAUGUUUGUGCUCCUUGCUUUUCUGUGCUUUAAUGCAGAUCUAGAUUUUAAUAUCUAAACACUAUUUUAACGAGAAACACUAUUGUAUUAGUAACCCAUGUAAGCCCAGAGCCAGUUUUGUGCAUUCAUUUCACUAAACAACAAAUCACAAAGGACUUACAUUGUUUUUCUUCUAGUUGAUUUGUUUUUUGGCUACCUAUGUAGCUAUAUAACUUGCUUGAAAUUAAACUGCAGAUGUGUUUCUUCUGGCUGAAGACAGGACUUAAUUCUGUUUCCUUGCAUAGGACGGGAACUGCCAAAUCAAGAAGUCCUUUGCCUUCUGUGGCCUUUAAAGGGGCAACUGGAGAGCAUUCUGCAUACAUAGUGUUGUUUCCUUUCACCUUCCUACAGUCAGCCAGUAUUUAGUGCUUGCUUUGAAGCAGGAUGGCUCAGUAAUAAUGAGCUGUAUAAAUUUCAUUGGCUAAUUACAUACCUGUUUGCCUUCUCCCAUUGUAUCAGGAUUAAAUGAUUUUCUGCUUCAAAAUUCCUGGUUAUUACUUCCAUACUACGUAGUUUGUGGAAUAGCAAUACUGGCCUCACCUAUUCUAUUCUACUUCAUCCAUACUGUAGUCUUAUUUAUAAAUCACACUUCUGAUUUUUUUACUGUGGGCACAGAUCUUUUUCCUGUCUCAUCUCACACCAUAUAUUCAUAAUGCCUGUCCAUGCUACAAGAAAAAUAGAUAAAAAAGAGGAGAUUCAUGUGCAUGCACUGUGGCUUUGAGCUGUUACUUAGAACUCAUAAAUUCCAGUCCAUUAAAAAGCUAAGAAAAUAUUAGGCAUUAGAUCUUUUGUUACCAUUGCACAGACUACAAAAAGGCUAAUAGUUGUCUGAAUAAAACCAAAAUGGUUUGUUGAAGUGGAGUCUGUUUACUAUGUGGUGAUGUUUUUGUACAGUUCUACAAGUCUAUAAUGAACUGUAUAAAAUGUUGACAAAGAGUAAUACUGCCACAUCAAAAAAAUAAAGGAAUUUGUUCUUA
Molecule: messenger RNA, 2823 nt
Organism: Oxyura jamaicensis (ruddy duck)
Lineage: Eukaryota; Metazoa; Chordata; Aves; Anseriformes; Anatidae
Gene: DUSP3
Product: dual specificity phosphatase 3
Exons: 3
Coding region: 32-586 (184 amino acids)
Biological process (GO): negative regulation of MAPK cascade; protein dephosphorylation
Cellular component (GO): cytoplasm
Molecular function (GO): MAP kinase phosphatase activity; protein tyrosine/serine/threonine phosphatase activity
Source: RefSeq, a predicted model, not a curated record